This is a messenger RNA of Poecilia reticulata (guppy), 1690 nucleotides long. RefSeq names its product claudin 7a (gene cldn7a). Gene Ontology annotation, molecular function: structural molecule activity. Gene Ontology annotation, cellular component: membrane; bicellular tight junction. The record is from RefSeq and is a predicted model, not a curated record. Lineage: Eukaryota; Metazoa; Chordata; Actinopteri; Cyprinodontiformes; Poeciliidae.
UCUCCUUUUUUUUCUGCUUCUAUAUGUUGUAGUAACUCCUGAAUGUUGAGCCUGUUUGUUUUUUUAUCUACUUCUGUUAAAUCUGAUACAAGUUGAACCAAACUGUAAAACUUUUUCUUAUCGUUUUCCUAAAUAAUUCCUGCGGUUUGACAACCAGGACAGAGUGGGAAGCAUCACUCCCACCAUCACCAUCACCCCUCCGUGGUCCCCACCCUCCUCUCCUCACCUCCAUCUGCGCUGCAUGCAGGUUAUUAUCCUGUCACUGAGCCUCACAGAGCUGCGGAAAGUUUGAUAUUUCCAACCUUUUCGGACAGAACCUCGUUUGACUGAAUCAUGGCGAACUCCGGGAUCCAGCUGCUGGGCUUCUUCCUGUCUCUGGUGGGCAUCGUGGGGCUGAUCGUGGGGACCGUCCUGCCUCAGUGGAAGAUGUCCGCCUACAUCGGGGACAACAUCAUCACGGCCGUGGCCAUGUACCAGGGGCUGUGGAUGUCCUGCGCCUUCCAGAGCACCGGACAGCUGCAGUGCAAAAUAUACGACUCCAUCCUGCAGCUGGACAGUUCGCUCCAGGCGACCCGCGCCUUGAUGAUAGUCGGCAUCAUCGUGUCCGUGGCGGGUCUGGGCGUGGCCUGCAUGGGAAUGAAGUGCACCACCUGUGGAGGAAGUGACAAACUACGCAAGUCUCGCAUUGCCAUGAUAGGAGGAAUUAUUCUUCUGAUAGGAGGCCUCUGUGCCAUUGUGGCGUGUUCUUGGUUUGCUCACAACGUCAUCAGAGCUUUCUACAACCCCUAUACUCCGGUCAACACCAAGUUUGAAUUCGGAGCGGCCAUCUUCAUCGCUUGGGGCGGCGCCCUCCUCGAUGUUCUGGGCGGCGCCAUGCUGGCCGCCUCCUGUCCCAGGAAGAAGCAGGUAUCCAGGUACCCAAACAUGCCCGGCUCUCGCUCCAGCCCUCCAAGCAGCAACAAGGAAUAUGUCUGAGAGCGCCCCCUGCUGGCUGGGACUGCUGUGUUACAAAGAAAAAAACAAUUGUUGCAGCGUCAACGGAGCAGAACCGAAGAUGUGAAACAGUGACACUCCUUGUUGGGCUUUAAUGAGCGUUUAAUUGUCACACACUGCUCUGAAUUGUUUCGUCAGAGAUGUUUCAUACUCCGUCCUCACAUUCCACAGUUGUUUGGUUUUCUCAGACACAUUAUAAUUGGAUCCCCCUAUUAAACCCACAAGGCUUUGGGUUGCAGCCUAAUAUUAUGGACUAAAGCCAACAUUUGCAGCCGUAUGUCAGCGCUAGCAGUAAUUAGCACAUGUCUUGUAAUUGAAAGUAAUCAGUUCCUCCAUGGUGUGCAGGUUGCAGCUCAGUCCAUGUGAUGUUUUAUUAUAUCAGUGUACUAAAAUAGACGUUAAAGUGAGCAUGGUGUGACUUCUCACACUUGCCUCAUUGUACACCAAACGACACCCAUUACUCUUCAAAGCAGCCGGCUAGAAACUCUGCUCAGAUAGACACAAAAUAUGUUUUUUACCCUGAUUAUACUCCUAUUUAUUUUGUAGAUUUAAGGGGUCUGUAGCGUCAUGAUAUGUAGAUUUUACACUGUUAUACUCUGAGCUGUAACUACAGAAUAACGGGAACAUAGGAAAUGUAUGAAAAACAGUAUUUUUAACAUGUCAAUAUAUAGAUAAAUAAAAUCACUGCAGAUAUUAA